CUUACGAAAUGACCAACGUUGUCACACUCCCCAUGUACAGUGUUGCCUGCUGCUCAAAUAAAAAAGUGUUCCCUUCCUGUCGCUGGCAAAAGCCAAAGGAUGAUUCAGCUCUUUUGGAAGUCCAUGUGAUGCCGAAACAUCCAUGCUGCUCCUCAACCUCUGGAUCCUAAGAGAUGGUGCCUUCAGCAUAACUCCUUCAGGACCACGAUCAGUGAUCAGCAACAGAUUAAACUCUUCCAACUUUCAGUGUGUCUGCAUUUUGCGGAUGUAUGCCUUUUUGUCCAGUGAUUUGCUCUCCGUGGGAAUAUAGAAGGGUACAUCCGGGCUAGUUGGAGAUGGUACAGAGAUGCCAGACCUGCCAGGCUGCUGCGCUGUGAGACAUCCAUGCUCCACUCUGUUCUCAGCCUGUUGGAAUGUUACAGACCUUUUUCUCUCUCUCUCUCUCUCUUGCUCUCUCUCUCCCACCAGCUGUAGCAACAGCAGCAGCUGAGAGGCAUAAUCACCCCUAUUUGCUGUACAGAUCACAGCUCGACAUGGAGAUAACCCACUGCUUUAUUUAAGUUUUCCAGACUGUUGGGACAGUGAUGUGUAGUACUAUGAGUCUGCUGGGCUGCCCAGGGGGUGGUAGACCCUCUCUGGUACUCCUGCUUCUCCUGCUGUGCUGUCCUGCUGUUCACCCCCGCACGAGGUCCCUUCGCCCCAUCGAGACCCACAAACAUGCCUCCAAGCACCAGAACAUCACACUGGCCGUAAUCCUUCCCCAGCACAACACAUCCUACCCCUGGGCCUGGCCGCGCGUGGGGCCCGCCUUGGCCCGCGCCAUAGCCCUCGUCAACGCCGACCCCUCGCUCCUCCCCAGCUACACUCUGCGUCACGUCUUCGAGAACAGCGAGAACGCCGACGGCAUCUGCUCCGAGUCCAUUGCCCCGCUCAUGGCUGUGGACCUAAAGUUCGCCCAUGAGCCGUGGGCCUUCCUUGGCCCAGGCUGUGACUACACUUCCUCACCCGUGGGGCUCUUCACCACCCACUGGGGCCUCCCCAUGAUCACAGCAGGGGCCCCCGCCGUAGGCUUCCUUCGUGCUGAGGUCUACACCUCCAUCACCAACACGGGCCCCACACACAAGAAAUUGGGCGAGUUCACGCUGCAAGUGUGUAAACACUUUGGCUGGAGCCGGCACAUCCUGCUGAUGUUUAGCGACAGCAAGAUGGGUGAGCGUGUCUGUUACUUUGCCAUCGAGGGCCUAUACACAGAGCUGCAUGAGGCCAAUAUCACCACCGCGGAGUUUGUGUUCGAGGAGGACAGCAGACCUGUCAACUACACCGAGCACCUGCACAAGAUAAAAGAGGAAGGCAGAGUGGUAUUUGUGUGCUGUCCUCCUGAUAUAUUCCGGCAGUUCAUGGUGCACUUCCGGAAGGUGGGCCUCCCUCAGAAGGAGUUUGUCUUUAUCUACAUUGAUGUUUUUGGACACACGGUGGCGUCCCAGCCUGCCCAGCCCUGGGCACGGGGAGACGCUGACGACGCCUUCGCCAGAGAGGCCUUCCAGAGUGUGAAGAUUCUGACCUACAGAGAGCCAGAGAAUCCAGAAUACAAAGACUUCGUCAGUGAUUUGAAAGCUGACGCAAAGAUGAUGUUCAACUUCACAGUGGAGGACUCCCUGAUGAACAUAAUCCCCGGAGGCUUCUAUGAUGGCCUCAUGCUGUAUGUUCACGCGCUGAAUGAGAGCUUAGCGGAGAGCCAGGGCCAACCCUCAAGAGAGAGCAUCACCAAGAGGAUGUGGAACCGAACUACUACGGGGGUGACGGGUCUUGUGCAGAUAGACGAGAAUGGAGACAGAGAGACAGACUUUGCCCUGUGGGACAUGAACGAUACCACCACCGGCAUUUUUCAGAUUGUGGCGGUGUAUAAUGGUACACAGAAGCGGAUGGAGACUCUGCCCAACAUGGCCUUCCACUGGCCAGGGGGCGACGUCCCCCCAGACAUGCCGUUCUGUGGCUUCAAGAACGAUAACCCCGAAUGUACUGCAUGGACCAUCACAAUGCUUCAGAUGGUUUCUAUUGUAGUGUUCUUCAUCCUCGUCAUCAUUUUCACCAUCACCGUCUUCAUAUACAGGAAGCUGAAGUUGGAGAAGGAGCUGGCUGCUCAGCUCUGGAGGAUCUGCUGGGAGGACAUGCAGAUGAGUAAUCUGGAGAAGGUCCUGCGCAGUGCGGGCAGUAAGCUCACGCUCUCUCUGCGGGGCUCCAACUACGGCUCUUUGCUCACUGCCGACGGCAACUUCCAGGUGUUUGCUAAGACCGCCUACUUUAAGGGAAAUAUUGUGGCUAUCAAAUAUAUCAACAGGAAGCGCAUUGAACUGACCAGGAAAAUGCUGUUUGAACUGAAGCAUAUGAGGGAUGUGCAGAAUGAUCAUUUGACCCGCUUUAUUGGAGCGUGCAUUGACCCGCCCAACAUCUGCAUCGUCACAGAGUACUGUCCGCGGGGCAGCCUGCAGGAUAUUCUAGAGAAUGAGAGCAUCACAUUGGAUUGGAUGUUCAAAUAUUCUUUAAUCAAUGACAUUGUGAAGGGUAUGGCCUUCCUCCACAACAGCGUCAUUGUGUCCCAUGGCAACCUGAAGUCCUCCAACUGUGUGGUGGACAAUCGCUUCGUGUUGAAGAUCACGGACUACGGGCUGUCCAGCUUCAGAUCCGAGUCGGAGCCCGAGGACGGUCACGCCUAUUACGCCCGGAAGCUGUGGAUGGCCCCGGAGCUGCUGCGGAUGGGCAGCCCACCAGCCGGUGGCACGCAGAAAGGAGACGUCUACAGCUUCGGCAUCAUCCUCCAGGAGGUGGCGCUGCGCAGAGGAGUGUUCUACAUGGAAGGGGAUUCGCUCAGCCCUAAAGAGAUAGCAGACCGCGUGGCCCUGGGUGAGUGGCCGUACGUGCGGCCGGCCGUUAACCCCCAGCUGCACAGCGAGGAGCUGGGUCUCCUCAUGCAGCGCUGCUGGGCCGAGGAGCCCGUCGAGAGGCCCGAGUUCAGCCAGGUUAAAGUCCUCCUGCGCAAGCAGAACAGGGAACACAGUAGGGACAUCCUGGACAACUUGCUUUCUCGUAUGGAACAAUAUGCUAACAACCUGGAGGAGCUGGUGGAGGAGAGGACGCAGGCUUACCUGGAGGAGAAGCGCAAAGCAGAGGCCCUGCUCUACCAGAUACUCCCCCACUCAGUAGCAGAGCAGCUGAAGAGGGGGGAGACAGUGCAGGCCGAGGCCUUCGACUCUGUCACCAUCUACUUCAGCGACAUCGUGGGCUUUACUGCGCUGUCUGCAGAGAGCACCCCCAUGCAGGUUGUGGCCCUCCUCAAUGACCUCUACACUUGUUUUGAUGCCAUUAUAGACAACUUUGAUGUUUACAAGGUGGAAACAAUUGGCGAUGCGUACAUGGUUGUGUCUGGUUUGCCAGUGCCUAACGGGAAGCUGCACGCACGCGAGAUCGCUCGCAUGUCCCUGGCUCUGCUGGAGGCUGUCCGGACCUUUAAGAUCCGCCACCGACCCGACCAGCAGCUCAAACUGCGCAUCGGUAUCCACACUGGCCCUGUAUGUGCUGGUGUGGUAGGGCUAAAGAUGCCACGGUAUUGCUUAUUUGGAGAUACAGUGAACACAUCAUCACGCAUGGAGUCCAACGGUGAACCCCUGAAGAUCCACGUGUCAUCAGCCACACGUGACGUGCUGCAGGAGUUUAACUGCUUUCAGCUGGAACUGAGAGGAGACGUGGAGAUGAAGGGCAAGGGUAAGAUGAGGACCUACUGGCUGUUGGGAGAGAGCACAGACAGGGAGGCGGUUCUCCCUCCUCAUGCUAACCAGCAUUAGGGCACCCACAAGAGGAGCGGCACAGCUGCCAGGAACGCUGUCCUCCUUUGCACGGGGCUUCAUGUUGCAUUCCAGCACACCGCAUCGCUGUAGCUGAACUCUGGCUGUUGUGUUGAUGGACGUCACAACAUUUUGUAUGCCGUGACGCCACCCCUCCUUGGCCACUGUCACUUUUGCUGUUGUAAAUGCAUACAGAAGAGGAGGCCAUGUUUGGGUUUAAAUGUAAUCCCAUUAAAUAUGUAAUCCCAUUGUUUUAAAAAUCAUAGACUCAUGCCAUAAUAUUUAUGUAAUCCCAUUUUCCUGAGGUGUUUUAGAGGAUAGGUGACGCCUAAAGCCAACUGAGCCUGUUAACUGAUAUGACUGGGAUGUAGAGGUAAUGCCAGAGUUGUCCUCAGUAGUUGUACAAGAACCUAAUUCAACUUUGUGAAAUCACAAAUUAUGUUAAUUUACAGCAUCUUCUAUAUAGAGUUGUAUUACACCAGAGCAGUCUGAUUACAGAGACCAUUUUUUAAUCUGAUCUCUGCCAUGUGAUGCACUUGGGUAAAUUUGUACUCAGUCUUGACACAGGCUUGAACAGUGUGGACUUGAAACUUCUUUCUGAUAUCAGCCAAGACCUUAAAUGAUCUGAUCCGUGACCAAACAAAAAUAUCAUAAAACAUGUUGCCACUGUGAUGGUAGUCAUAACUUCAGGGUACUGAGGAUGUUUCCAAAGUAGUUUUUGCUUUUUUACCCAUUGAAUAUUGGGCACAUAAAUGAACUUUCCUCAUACUUUUAUAUUGUCAUGUCCCUCCAAAUGAUAAAUCAGUGUCUUGCCAAUGAUUUUCCCCUAACAAGCCAGAAUGAUUUCAGUAAAAAUGAGGUUUCAUUAGUUCACGACAAAUAAGCCCAUUUACUUGUUUUAAUAAUUGCUAUUGAUCUUGUAGUACCAAGUUAUGAAAGUGUAGCAAGCUAAUUUUCAGUAUGCACUGUGGGAUAUGGUAACUACAGUUAAUGUCACUAAAAGCCUUUGGCUAAUGCAAAGGUUAAUUUUGUUUGUUUGGCAUGAUGCAUCUAUGCACCACAAAUCAAGAAAAAAGGACCCCCCCCCCCCCACCACCAAGUACUA
Electrophorus electricus (electric eel) is the source of this 4944-nucleotide messenger RNA. Lineage: Eukaryota; Metazoa; Chordata; Actinopteri; Gymnotiformes; Gymnotidae. The record is from RefSeq and is a predicted model, not a curated record.